Crotalus tigris (Tiger rattlesnake) is the source of this 5222-nucleotide messenger RNA. RefSeq lists its product as uncharacterized. NCBI's taxonomy places the organism in Eukaryota, Metazoa, Chordata, Lepidosauria, Squamata, Viperidae. Gene Ontology annotation, biological process: positive regulation of Rho protein signal transduction. The transcript is spliced from 7 exons. The record is from RefSeq and is a predicted model, not a curated record. The coding region runs from base 312 to 3725 and encodes 1137 amino acids. Gene Ontology annotation, molecular function: guanyl-nucleotide exchange factor activity.
UUGAUUUAUUCAUCGUGCAACACAAGGUGCUGCAGCGGCUAAAGUCGGAGCCGGAGCCGGAGCCGGAGCCGUGCACAACAAAGGUACCCAGCCAAAUGCUCCAGGUAAUAAAGGUUUCUCUUCUGCUUGAUGAUUUGCAGUCAUGACUCUGGAGAAAUCCCUGCUCUUUAAUGUGAGCGCCUGGAUAGCAGCCUUCUGCUGUCCGUGGCCAGGACCUCUGAACAUCGACUGAAGGGUCUGACAGCCCAUUCAUCCUUUUGCCCUCCCCUUCUCAAAUCAUCCAUCCGUCCAGUCACCCAUGUCGAUUUGCUAUGACAUACAUCAGCGCUGAUGAGAGGCAGGAACACUCUCGGGUGAUUUUGAGCUGCCAGAAUAAUCAGCUGUACGUGCAACAUGGCUUCAAGGAGUUCUCAGUUAGCAACAUGCAGCCCUUAAAGAACAUGGACACUCGUAUUUUCACUGGAGACCUUAAUCCUGUAAAUAAAGGAGGCAAUAAUGCAGGAACACAUCUGUAUCAGAGCAUGGAGAAUCUACACUGGGCCACGGUAGCUGAUCCAAACUGCCUCCCCCACUGUGGAAAUGUAGACAAUAAACUCAUCUUUCAUUGCAAAGGCACAGCCUCCUGUUCCAGGUAUUCCAUGGAAGAUUCCCUUACUCCCAGUUCACCUGAACGUUACCGACACUUCUCCCUUCCAUCAGGUCAAGGGAUCCCUUCAGCACCAGAUAUAGCCAUUUCCUCUUAUGCCAAAGUGCCUCCGUGGUUUCUUUCCUCCAUAAGUGGGGAUGCCAAAAAAAUCCUAAAAGAAAAACUUAGAAUUCACAGUAGUAAAGCUCCUGAGAUUUGCAAGCCACUCAGAGCUCAGCCUUCUUUGAACGAUUCGGCUGCAAGGGAACGUUCUCAAUGCCGGGCCUGCCAGCAGUAUAAGAAUGGCUGCUCCCCUAACUGUUGCACCAUAUUUGUGCAGCAUGCCACUCUUGCUCAUGCCCCAUGGGUGGCAUUAGGGAAGCAACGGCCUUGUUUCUACAGCAGGCUAGCCAGCCCAGAAGACAUCAAGCAAGAAGCCCAGAGAAGGCUGCAGAUCAGGAGGCAGAACAGCUCCCCCAACUUGACCCUGCAUUGUGCCCUUGAUAGUCAGAAAGUGAUCAAAUCCCAAACUAUGGGAUCAUUAAAUGGAGAUGGAGAGAGGGGAGACUGCAAAAGGACUCUAGAAGAGAGCAGGAAAGCUGAUUGCAAAGAGAGACUCUACAUUCCAACUUUUGAAGAGUUCAAGAGGAUGAGAAGCAAGGCAGCCCUUUUUCUCAAUGGCAAUAGUGAAAUUGUGAAGGAUAAAACAGAAGGAACCCAAAAGUUGGAGGAAAAAAGAAGUCAAAAACAGGAUCAUGUUAAAGAAGUGGUUUCAGUCACAGAUGAUGAUGAUGAUGUUGACGAUGAGGUGUUUCAUGAAAACAGCCAGAAUGCUUCCAGGUUUAUUGGCUGUGAAGAAAAUUCAUCCACGUGGGACAGAAGUUUCUGCCUAAUAAAUAUCCCUAUGGCCAGGGAUAAGAUUUCCGAAGUCCCAGCAUCAUCAGAAACUGUGCCAGUUCCCAUUUGUUCUAGCCCAGUUCCAAGAUCACCUCUGCAACCUGCUGCAGCAUUUAAGAAGGAGGGCAAGAAAGAUUUUGUGGAAGGAGAAAAGCAAGGAUUGGAUGCAAAAAACAUCAGCGAAAACCUCCACUGCACUGGACAAUCUCUGGUGCCCGAAACUCCAUCGUCUUGCUGCCCGCUGCUGUUAGACGCAACUGAUAUCUCCAGUUAUGGAGCUAAGCUUCAGAAAAUGAAGGAUGAAUUUAUAGGUACUGCUCUGGACCUCAUUAAAAAGAGCUGCACUGGUGAAAUUGCCCUUGAUCUCCCUUCCCCCAAGUCCUUUGAAAUUCAGAAAGCAGAUCACACUUUUGUGGAAGACUGUCAUCAAUCCACAAGCUCCAGCUCAAAUUGCCGCAGAUCAAGUUCUGACAUCUCCUACGAAACCCCGGUCUGCGCCAAAGUUCAGCGGGAGUGCCGGCUACGGCCUCAUUUCAGUGAUCCAAUGCCAACAGAUGCCGUAAAGAGGAAACAGCUGGAGUUGAAGAUAGCUGCAGUAGCCCGACACCAUGCCCAGAAGCGCCGGCAAGAGAGAGAAUCCAGUCCACCACUGACUAAAGCCACUGUCAAUUAUGUUGAUGAGAAUCACCAUGUCCAGAGCAGCUCUUUUCGUUCCAAGCACCGCUGGAGCAACGUUAGCAGUCUCAGUGCAGAUAGUGGAAUUGCAGGCGGGAAUGAGGAGAGAGACAAUGCUGACACCACCGUUGGAGGGGUGCCAAGGAUUAGGUCAUCCAAAAUGGAGCGGGCAGAUAGUGGUAUCAGCCAGGUGUUGGGUAGGAAGUGGAAGAACCGGGCAUCAGAAACGUUAACCUCUCUACAGGCCUGGGAAACCCAUCAACCUUGCACUGACUGUGGUGGCAGAGAUUUUCCAUUGGAAACAGAUGUCCAGAAUCAAAACAGGAAACAGGGCAUUCUCUGUGAGAAGUGCCUGAAGUGCAGGACAGAACGGAAAGAAUCAGUGUUGGAAUUUGUCAACACUGAAGCUAGUUAUGGGGAAGACCUACGCAUCAUCAAGGAGGAAUUCUAUCUCCCCAUGCAAGCAGCUGGCCUCCUAACACAAGAACAACUGUUGGUGGUUUUUAGCAAUAUCCAGGAGCUAAUUGACCUCAAUGAAAACUUUCUGGAGUAUCUUCAAGAAGAGAUUGAUCAGUCUUUUGAGCAGGGUGAUGAUGACCUCAUGACUGUGUGCAUUGGUGAAAUAUUCCUGGAGUUUGUGAACAUGCUGCCUGCAUUCCAGACAUAUUGUCUGCAGCAGCCAUCCUCCGUGAACAUGCUCAAUGCAUUGGAAAAAGAAAAAGAAUUACUCAGGAUAUUCCUCAAUGUUUCGCAGAAUGACAACACCGUCCUUCGUCGCAUGAAUCUGAGGUCCUUCCUCAUAGCUCCACUACAAAGAGUCACAAAGUAUCCCCUCCUUCUGAGCCGUAUCAUCAAAGCCACUAUGGAGUACCACCCAGAUUACAGCAGUCUGCUGGAGGCCAAAAGCCGCAUCGAGUCCCACCUGGAACACAUCAACAUGAAAACCAAGCAGGAAGGGAAUUCGUGGACUCUGCGCUCCUUCCGCCAGGACAGUAAGAAGAACAGGGAGGUGAUCAAUAUUGAAAUGAGGGAAACUGCUCUCAAAACGAUGGGCUGGCUGCGGGAAGAAACACGGUUUGUGAUGGAAGGACCCUUGCAGCUGGCCCAGCCACCUGAUGGGCAAUGGGUGAAAAAGGGCAGCAAGACGUUAAAGUUCCAGAAGAUGCAAGUUCUCCUGAUGGUCAAUAUCAGGCGUGCAUCUGAGUCCAGUUUUGAACCGGGGGAGCCAGGCUCUGUGAAAGAUGCAGUAUUGGUACUUAUUCGGGAUAAGAACAAUGGGAAGUUCAGUUUGCUCAGGGAACCCUUGAGACUCAGCAACUGUGUGGUCUCUGUGGAUCCCAAUUGUGACGACGCAUUUGAACUGCUUGAGAUAAGACGGGAAUCCUUCAUAUUUCGAGACGGGGACAAGGCACGGACUCACCACUGGUUUAGGCAGAUAAGGAGAUACUCUCGGGAGCUGGGCUCCUGGAAGAAGCGGCGUAACGCUUUGCCCAAUAUCAUGAUAAGUGCAUCUCACAAUAGGUCAUGAGAAGGGCUGCCCAAGAAAUGACUUGGCCGAGCUCUGAAACUCCACUAGGCCUGCUUGAAUGUCUCUCGUCAGCCUAAUUGCACAAAGGAUGAACUUCAGCUAUCCAAAUAGCAUUUGGUGCUACCUAUGACCACUAUCUACUAAGAAGGACUUUCUAACAAGUGCUUUGUAGUGCUAUUUUCACACUGCAGGCUUAACUAAGGCCAAGGCGUAGUGCAUGUGUUCAUGCAACAUGGUAAGCUUGAUGGGUCUUUGGUUAGGCUUAGCAAAAUGUGCAACCAGUCCCAGACCAUUGACUAGUUUAUGGUUCCAUGUGUUGUGUGAACCCAGGAAGUGGAAUAAUGCAGGAAGUAGCUUAAGCCUGCGGUGUGAACCACAACCAGUGUUUUUGAAUCCUAGAAAAAACAAAUGAGUCCAUAUUUAAACUUGUUAGAUCUUCUUAUCACCUAGACACUAACCUAGAAUCCUCAGUGUGGAAGCUUAACCUGGAUACGCACAUAGGCAGAGUGUCCUCUUACAGCAUUCUUAGUUUGCAGAAUCCUCACCCUGGAACUCUUGAGAUUAAAUAACAGAGAACAAUUAGGGAUUUCACUGAUCUAAUCCUCUCUUUCAGCUUCAGCAGUUCUGUUCACAUAGAAGCACACUUUUGGGAAAUCUUGACUCUCUCUUCAUCACCUCAGUGUAAGAAUUCUAGCCUCCCUUUCCUGGGCCAGCACUCUUUUUGAAAAACAUGGGAGGAAUAAAAAAGUAAAGGCUCUGUGGAAGUGAAACUGCUGUCCCUAUUGUCAUAUUGAGAACCAACCCAUCGUUUAUAGAGCUGGUAGUAAGCAAGCAAGAAAACUACUUGCUUGAGAAUUUCCUAUACAGGUAGUCCUCGACUUACGACCAAUUGUUUAAUGACCCGUUUGGAGUUAACGAUGGCCUUGGAAGGGGGGAUUUAGGUCCCAUAAAGCACUUUCAGCUAUUGUGAAAUGUUGCUUUCCCCUGUGGUCACAUGACCAUAUUUCAGAUGUUGGGUGAUUGGCUCCCAUUUACGACUGAUUGCAGCAUCCUGCAAUCACACGAACACAAUUUGCAAUGGUUUUUGCCAGUUUCUGGCAAAAACCCCUCCCAUUUGGGAGAAUGGGUCCAGACUUAUGGACCGCAUGAUUCACUUAAUGACUGUUAUAAAGAUGGCUGUAAAAUUGGGUCUGGUUACGUGGGUGCCUCGACUUAUGACCAUCAUGACUUAUGAUCAAAAUUCUGGUCCCUGUUGCAAUCGUAAGUAGAGGACUACCUGCAAUCACUGAGUAAAGAUGUGCUGUUGGGGAUCGCAUCAGAAUAAAACAAAGAGAAGGCAUUCUGCUUUUGACCCCGGCCUAAAAAGUAUAGCUUGUCCUCGAUUUACAACAAUUUGUUUAGUGACCGUUCAAAGUUACAAUGCCACUGAAAAAUGUGACUUAGGACCAUGUUUUAACACUUAUGACCUUUGCAGCAUUCCCAUGAUCAGGUGAUCAA